Messenger RNA from Hemiscyllium ocellatum (epaulette shark), 3251 nucleotides. It is a transcript of the gene rhbdd1, whose product is annotated as rhomboid domain containing 1. Gene Ontology annotation, cellular component: membrane. Gene Ontology annotation, molecular function: serine-type endopeptidase activity. The record is from RefSeq and is a predicted model, not a curated record. Bases 151 to 1092 code for a protein of 313 amino acids. The transcript has 7 exons. NCBI's taxonomy places the organism in Eukaryota, Metazoa, Chordata, Chondrichthyes, Orectolobiformes, Hemiscylliidae.
CGGAGAGUGGAACCUUUAUACACGGCCGCGGCGGUGGGGGGAACAUUAGUCGUUGGGACCGCCUGACGUCACAACUUUGGUCCUCAAUAAGAUAUUAAUGAACCAAAAGGACCUUUUGCCACUCUGAUUUCAUCCCUAAUUGUGGAAGUCAUGCGUUUCAGACAACGAGGAGGGAACCUGGGACUGCUUCUGUUACUUAGCCAGAUAAUCCAAGUUGGAUUUGAUAAUAUUCCACCCGUUACGCUGAUAACAAUGGCGCUGAAUGUCUAUCUUUUCUUGUCACCAAUUAAGCCAUUAUUGGAUGUUUGCAUCAGUGUGCAUGAAACCUGGAACAGAAAAGAUUGGAAACGUCUCUUUUAUUCACCGUUUCACCAUGCCGAUGACUGGCACUUGUAUUUCAACAUGGUGUCUAUGUUGUACAAAGGGAUUAAAUUGGAGCCAAGGAUUGGCACCAGGUGGUUUGCCUACAUAUUGUCGGUGUUUUCUAUUCUGACUGGAGUCGUUUACUUGGUCCUGGAAAAACUCCUUGAAGAACUGAUGGAAGACCAUUCAUAUAAAACGCAAUGUGCAGUUGGUUUCUCAGGUGUUUUAUUUGCGCUGAAAGUUGUGAACAACCAUUACAACCCUGGAAGCAUCAGUUACGUGUUGGGCUUCCCAGUGCAGGGACAGUACGCAUGCUGGGCUGAGUUGAUAGCAAUUCAUUUGAUUGCUCCUGGGUCAUCUUUUGUUGGCCAUCUUUCUGGUAUUCUUGUUGGGUUACUAUACACCAAAGGGCCCUUGAAGAAUGUGAUGGAAGUGUGUGCUGAUGCUGUUUCAUCGAGUGCCUCUUCGAGACGACAAGUCAGAUUCAAUAACCAAGGGUACUCUGGUUACUAUGAUUUUAGUUACUUUGGUUACAAUGAUGCCUCAAACCACAGGACAAACUAUACAGGAGGAAUGACUGAGGAGGAACAAUUAGAAGAAGCAAUUCGGGCAAGUCUAAACGACUGUGGAGCCCCUGGCCAUGGCAGAAGACCGUACCCCUUUGGGAACCAAGGGCAACUCAGUGAAGAGGCAAUGAGGCAGAAAAGAAUUUAUCGAUUUGCAAGAUGAUUUAUUGGCUCCGUCUUUCCACCUGUCACUGGUAUCCCAUUAUUGGGUUGCAUAUUGUCAUUGUUUGCACAGUUCUUGCACAUUUUCAUGUAAAAUCCAUUCUGCAUUUUGCAAUCAGCAUUGCGGGUAUCUGCCGUGUUUAUUCCAUGUACUUGCUUUACAUAUCAUCAUAUGACUCGUCUGAAGUUUACUUUACAAUUUCUUCAAACAUUUUGAGUUUGGUUUGACACUGGUGGAAUGUUGACCAGGAAGUGCAAAGUUGAAAUCAAAUCUUAUCUACAGUGAAGCAUGAUUCACAUCUUAGUGGUUGUCUCUGGGAGAAGCAGCUGAACACUGCACCAUGACUGGGUUCAGCAUUUAAAACUAGUUGCGAGGCUAACUGGUGGAGGUGAGCAUCCUAGCUGCACUGAACUCACUGGGUGGAGGUGAGCAUCCUAGCUGCACUGAACCCACUGGGUGGAGGUGAGCAUCCUAGCUGCACUGAAACCAUUGGGUGAGUGAACUGAAAUAGACCAAAUGGUCUUCCUCAUCCAGAAUUAUUUUGUCUCUGACGUCACUUGUAUUUGAAGGAAUCAUUGUAUUAUUUCCAACACACCAGGCUAGAUGGGAAGGCACAGGCCAAGGGAUUGAGAGACAUUGAUUAGUGUACUGAUUCUCUGAUGCAUAACAGUUCACUGACAACACAGCUUCUCCAUGAAAUUUCCAAUGUGCCGUCCCAACCUGGAGAGUAAUGAAAGGCUUGUUUUUUUUUAAUGGCAGUUUUACAAUUUCUGUCAGAAAUGUCUCCAGGCUUUCACAUGAAGAGUAUUAUAUAAGUGCCGUGGUUAUUUUUCUCAACAACUUUUUUAAGUUGGUAAGAAAAGGAAUUUAAAAAGCCAAUAAAGGCUUCAAUAUGGUAAAAUAAAUAAAUAAUUCUUAUGUGAAAUGAUUUUAUUUGUCUUUAUUUGGAAUUGUGUUGCUACCGCAUUAUCUGCUCUCAAGUGGCAGGCUUCAUUCUUCCAAUAGCAGUGAUUCUAUUUUCUUGGUUAAUCUAGAAUGAGGCACAGGUGGAGACCCACACCCUUUACAAACGUAAAUUCGACAAAUCUCAAAAUUAAAUACAAAAGGUUCAGCUAAGAGAACAAUGGAAUGUUUUAUUUGUGAACAUUCUGUCUAUGGUAGUUAGUGUGCUUUAAGGUCAGCCAUCUAAUUUGGCAAUUGUGGCAUUUAGCAUGAAUUACAACAAAAAUCCUUUUCUUUGCCUUUAUUGCAUCAAUGGUGAGGUGGACUGCAGAAUGUAAAAUCGCAAUCACGAUAGAGGGGGAUGCGCUGGACAUGAGGGACAUUGUCGUUUGCUUGAAAACUAAUCAAGAAUGAUUUGCCUGUUAAAUCUGUUUAAUGUAUGGGUGGUUAAGGUGUGGGUGACUGCAAAUUACUGGUAACUGAGCACAUGAAAAGUGAAUCUAUUUAGUUACAAUGUUUGAACGAAAGGAUUUCAUCUUAUUCAACCACUGUUUUGAGACUUUGUCAAUACACUCAAGUCCAAAAUCAGAAUGUAAUCAUGAACUUUGUGUUCAUCAUUCUGUAACCAGCUGAGUAAAUGGAAUGUGUGAUUUGCUGUAUUAUUUAAAGUAAUUUGGCAUUUUCUUGAAAAUAUUCAUCACUUGUAUGCUGAUGAUUGUUUCGCUCCAUAGAUUAUGUACAAACACUACAAAUGGUUUUAUUUUCUCUAUUGCUACUCUCCAUUCAUGUCCGAAUUGGGUUUGAAAAUAUGAAUCAUACGUUUUUAGAUCUGGUUACAAUCACUAGAAACCAAUUGAUUUUAAUUUUUCAAAGAGCCUUUUAUGUGGGUAGGAAAAGUUCUCUAAUUAUCUUUUCAGUGUUACAUGAUGUGUGCCUUAUGAAUCCUAGCUUUUUGAUUAUUACACUUGCAUUCAAUAAACACUGUGCACUUAUUAAUGUGACUUGCAAAUGUAGGUCAGGGAAGAGAACAGUUCAAAUGAAACUCAUCCAAACUCAAUGGAGCUGGAACACUCCAGUCAGAGGGUUUCCUCCUCUGACCACAUCUGAGCAGGAAAAUUACAGAGGCAUUGCCAAGUUUCCUGAUUUAGAAAUGUCUUUCUUUUCAAUUUGUGAUAAUUGGAUCCCAGAGCCUUAAAAUGAGUUUGUAAUAUAACCAA